Messenger RNA from Spirodela intermedia, 4513 nucleotides. The record is from the annotation of a GenBank genome assembly. NCBI's taxonomy places the organism in Eukaryota, Viridiplantae, Streptophyta, Magnoliopsida, Alismatales, Araceae.
AUGCCAUUCUGUCAUGUGAGCAAGUACGAAGAGGGGAACCAGAGAUCGGACACCGGCCACGGGAUCAAAAUUUAUUACCGGAGAUACGGCCGUGGCAGGACCAAGGUCCUCCUAAUCACCGGUACGUAGGAACAUCAGCGCUGAUGAAUCCCCGUCUCCCGUGUAUUUGGGAUUCUGAUUUAAUCAUCUGGCGUGAUUGUGAAUUUGAUCGCGUUUGGGGAUUUGUGGCUGCUGCAGGUCUUGCGGGGACACACGAUUCCUGGGGGCCUCAGAUUGAGGGCCUGACGGGAUCGCUGGAGCCCAAUGACGAGGAGUCGCCGUCUAGUGGCGAUUCGGCUGCCGAUUCGGCUGCCGAUGGCUCAAUUCGUGGAGCGGAAGCAGACGACGGGAUUGAGGUGUGCUCCUUUGAUAACCGCGGGAUGGGUCGGAGCUCUGUGCCCACUAAGAAAUCAGAAUACACGUGAGUAAAUCCGACGCGAUUUCGUUCUCCGGAUUGACGUGGUUUCCUGAGAAUAACAACGUUCAUAGAUUCGAGCAAAUGCGCAAGAAUUAACGCGCACAUCCUCAAGGAACUAAGAUAUUAUCAUCGUGAUAGAUUUUUUAAUUCGUUUCCCAUUUGGAACUGAUAAUGAAAGGUGUUUGUAUGUGCAUCACGUAUUUCUUUCUAGGCUUGGAACUAAGAUGAGACUUGGAUUCGGAGAGAAGAAAAAAAAAAACAGAUGUAUCGUGGGAGAGUUUUGAUAUCAAUUGAAAGACAUCAGUCAGUAUGGAUAAAUGAUUGUUCUUAACAUUAAUCUCAUGGCAUCUCACUCUUUGCUCGGAGCUAAUUUCUGUCAUUUAUUUAUUUUUAUUUUGGCAGAACAACUAAAAUGGCAAAAGAUGCCCAGGCCUUACUCGAUCAUUUAGGCUGGGAAAAAGCUCAUGUCGUUGGACAUUCUAUGGGUAAGCUGGACCGUUUAUUUUCUGAUGGUCAUGCUGAUGAGCAUUAGAAGACCCCCACACUGAGCAGAAUUACUCGGUUUGAAUAUUCCAUAUGACCUAUAAUUUGGCGUUUGAAAGACGUGAAUCACAUUGAAUGAACAGGAAAAUGCCCGAUCAGGAUUUGCAUGAGUAGUCAUUUUUGAUCGGUGAGAAAAUAUCUUAACUAUUUUCUUCUUGUUUUUUUUUCUUACAGGAGCUAUGAUAGCGUGCAAGCUGGCAGCAGUGGCAUCAAAUAGGUUGAGUUCUCUGGCGUUGCUCAAUGUGACAGGUGGUGGCUACGAAUGUCUUCCAAAGGCAAAAUCUCUUCUACCCUUUUUCUACACCAUAUCAUGAAUAAUUCUAUUACUUGUACUCCCUUGGUCAGAAGCUUCUCUCAUGAAUCUUCUGACUUCUUCGAAUUUAAGAAUCUCACAAACUAAUACAAUAAAUACGAUGGUCGCAUCUGAUUUCACGUCUUCUGAAAUCAGAUUGAAGGAAUAUUUAAAGAUGGCCUGAUAAAUUCCUGUAUUUUUGGUGACUAACCAACAGGAUUUCGAUAAUUUGUAUCCACAUAUGAAUAAACCUUUUGGACUAAAAAGAAAAAGACAAUGAGGAGUAGCUCAUAUAGUACCAUCACAUGAACUUUAGGUAUACUACGACUUGAAACUUGCAUGCGUAUGAAAAAGAGAAUGACUCUAAUCUGCAGCUUCUUGUGCUCUUUUCAUGUGUUUAUGUCACCGCAUCUUCUGGUUGUGUUUCCCCUGUGUAUGAGUCGCUUGAUUUAUUUCAUUUUCAUGCAAUGUAGCAUGUUAUAUCCAUCCCAACGGGAUCCCUUUCAAUAAAUCAUCUGCACCCAAAGAACGAAAUCUGAAUGCAAAAAUGGUAGAUCACUUGGCAGAUGAUCUUAAAUAUGUAUCUUUAAAUAUAUAAAUUUAUCAAUUGAAUUUUUUAUUUUUUUCACUAGCACACUUUCAUGCCUCUCCGAAGGUGCCUCUAUCAUAUUUCUCUCACAGUCGUCUAUUAACAGAUAAAUGGUCAGAUGAUAUCCCUUGCCUAUCGUUUUUUAAGGGCAAAGAACCCCGAGCAAAGGGCGAUGGUAGACUUGGAAACCCAUUAUACCAAGGUUUGUUCAAUAAUCCCUUCUCAUCCUAACGAAAACUUGUCAUACUUGGUGAUUAAUCUUUUCAGAUUUGCUUAGAAGAAAAAAUCUCCUUUUUCAGGAAUACCUAGACGAACAAGUGGGAUCCAGCACAAGGGGGAAGAUUCUUUACCAGGUAAGAAACAUCGUUACUGUCGAGUGUGCAACGCUCUUAGACCGGGAGUUUCUGAGACCAAAAUGGUGCCACGAUCACCGUCCAUUUAAAAGUAAUACAUUAAGCUAUUUCUUCAGUCAUCCUCCUCCUGGGUCUUACGAGUUUCACAUGGGUAAAUGAUGAUAGCAAUACGUGAGAGCCAUAUCCUCAACUGGGAUGCAGUCGACUUAUGGUUUUGAGGGCCAAGUGAACGCCUGCUGGACGCACAGGGUGACGUCGAAGGACGUUGAUGUAAUCCGAUCUGCAGGGUUCCAUGUGUCAGUCAUCCAUGGCAGGUCAGUUUACUGCCGACUCAUUGGUCCAUAUCUAGUGUAUUUAAUUUUUCUUAUUCUUACAUUUCCGUCAUCCUAUUGAUAUCCUCCUAAACAGUACGCACUAAAGUGUGAAUUUCUUGCUAGUAGGAUGAUUGAACUUUGGUUCUUCCGCAUUGAUGAGCUAAAUAACUUGUUCAAUAAAUUUCCACAAUAAUUAGCUCAAGGUUGACUGAACCAUCGAACGUUUGUCAGGUAUGACAUUAUUGCCCAGAUAAGCCACGCGAAGAAGAUUGCAGAGAAGUUGCAUCCUGUUGCAAGGAUGGUUGAGCUCCAUGGGGCGCAUCUAGUGAGCCAUGAAAGACCAAAGGAGGUAUUUCCUUGGCAAAGUUCCAGUAGUUCUAAGGAUGACUCCAACUGCAUUGACUCGUGAUGUUGAUACUAUGCAUUUCAUUAAAUGCAGCUGGACGACCAAACGACCACAGGUUUAGAGGCUUUCAUUAGAAAUUUUCCCAGAAAGAAUUCAAUGGACAUCAAUCAUUCUAGAAGAUAUCAAUGCUUAGGAUUAGUAUUAGCCUAGUUAAUAGCUUCCAGCGCUUUUGGAUUUCUUUUGCUUUAGCGGGCCACCUUUUUUUAUUAUUAUUUUUUAUCUUCAUCGCUUCCAUCUCCUAGCUCGAACGAUGUGCGUGGGUGUUGAAAUAAUUUCAAAGCUACCAAUCGCGGUCUAUGGGUUUAUGGGCCUUCCCAUUCCAUGGUCUAUGGGCCUUCCCGUUUCUAUUUCUAGUUGGUGUUCGGUAACUAGUCCUCCAGGAAUGACUCUAGAAAUGAUGUUAAACAUCUGCAUCAUGGAUGACAAGAAUUAAAAUUUGCAAUAAGAGAUGCAGAAAAAGUGAUUCCAAACAAUAGGAGCACAUACAUCUGCGUAUAUUAUCAUCAAGAAUUGAGUUCCCGCUGUUUGACAAUGAUAGCUGACCAGAAAUUUCUCUAUCACGGCUUAUCUGUUGACGAGCAGCAAAUGCCUAAAAUUAUAUUACAAUAAGAUGACCCUCUGUCGGCAGUUCACCCCCACGGUGCAGGAUAAGUAGAAACAUCUACCCUAUUAUGAUGUUGCAAGUUAUGGAAUAAUAAACUCUCUCUCAGGGGGCAUCCAGUAAAUGAAAAAAAUGCUAGCCAUAUUCAAAGAAAAAAAAUUAAGGUAUUUGCAGUCUCUACUUGAAAGGAUUUAUGCAGUAAUCAUUUUCGACUAUGCUCUAGAUCAGCAGUCUACCAUUUGAUAUGACUAUCAUGAAGCAAGCACAGGACAUAAAUACAAGACACAGAGAAUGAAAAGAGUCAGCUUGAGAUAAUUGAAGCAUGUCGUACCCAGGAAGUAUAAAGUGAUCAAUGUUAACAUUUUUACUUUUUUUCAUUCAGUAGUAUGGUAUGUGCAAUAGAGUUCAUCAAAUUGUUCACCCUCGAGUAUAAUGAAAUAAUAUAGGGACUAUCUCUUAACAAGUGGCAAUGUCUUCCAAAGACCAGCAUUUUCUCGUAAAUGCCUCAAUAUUUUUAUCAUAUUUUACAUAUAAUUAUAACAUCCAAACUCACAACCUAAAAACUUGCAGGUAAACCAAUCUCUGUUGGAGUUGAUCAAGGCAUCGGAAUCAAAUCUAUCUCUACAUAUGUGGUCUUGCUUGUCCAAGAAUGAAACAGGUGGUUUAAAUUCGAGCCAUACCAACCUUCACUUGUAUCCUCAGUUCUCUGUUCGUAGGUUUCUUAUAGACUCUUUUUUUUUUCCCUCUCAUAACAGGAUGGGCAACAUUUCGGCUUUCAACACUACCAGAUAGAUUGUGUAAUGAAAGUGGCACUUGCCUUGAGACAACCACCGAUCUUUUAUCAAAGUUUCAAUUUAGCUUGUUGUACUUUUUUGGGUUAUUUGUGAUGGCCUUCGGAUAUGUACGGAAGAUCCUCAGACUGGCCAAGCCAGAUAGAGUAGGAGAAAUGGUAUCGUAA